AUGCAGGGCUUUCCUGGUAGUCCAGUGGUUAAGAAUCCAUCUUCCAAUGCAUGGGAUGUGAGUCCGAUCCUUGCUCCAGGAACUAAGAUCCUACAUGCCAUGGAGCAACUAAGCCCAUGUCCCUCAUCUGGGGAAAGUCCACACGCUGCAACAAAGACCCAGUGCAGACAAAAGAAAAACCAAAGCAGAGAGCUAGAGCAGGAGGUCAUGGUGAAACGCCCAGAUCAUUGCCUGUCGUCUCAAAGAAGUUCCAUAAAAGUCUGGGUUGUUUCCACAGUGAUGCCUUGUCUUAGGCCCCAGCUUCAUACUCUGAAUUCUGAAUUCUUCCUUGAUGACAGAGGGACUUCUUUUAACCAGAAAUUGGGAAUGUAA
Rangifer tarandus platyrhynchus (Svalbard reindeer) is the source of this 372-nucleotide messenger RNA. Lineage: Eukaryota; Metazoa; Chordata; Mammalia; Artiodactyla; Cervidae. The record is from the annotation of a GenBank genome assembly.